Molecule: messenger RNA, 1788 nt
Organism: Pyrus x bretschneideri (Chinese white pear)
Lineage: Eukaryota; Viridiplantae; Streptophyta; Magnoliopsida; Rosales; Rosaceae
Exons: 8
Coding region: 944-1621 (225 amino acids)
Cellular component (GO): cytosol
Source: RefSeq, a predicted model, not a curated record
AUGUCUCUUCCUUUCUGUACUCAGGUUCUAAUCCCGUCUCUUUAGUACAUGCUUUUUAUUUAUACUUUAACGAGGGGUUUUUGGCUAAAUUGCAAAAGGGUAUUUUACUCAUUAUCCACGUGAGCUGAUAGUAUGAGAUCUCCCAAUUACGAAUAAAUACGAAUGUUACUGAUCCUAUUCUCAACCUAAUGGUUGAGUGCACUCGCAUGAAAUUCUUGAUUGGUGCUAGUAUUGCUAACUUGCUAUGUCAUUGCCAAAGUCUAUUAUAUAAUUAUUUUGUUUGAAUCAUUGAAAAUAGUAAGUUAGAAAAUAACAGACAUGAUCAAACACGAUCGUGUAAGAAUCUAAACUGGUGUAUAUAUUGCUUGAAUAACCAUAUAUAUAUGUUUAUCAUUUUCUGAAAGAAAAGAUAGAAUCAAUGGCAGUUUCGAGAAUCCCAUAAAUAAUCAGGGUCCAACAGGUGAAAAAGAGACUGUUGUGGACCAAAACCUGAAAACCCAAAACGUAAAUACUCCCCCAGUUCCAAACUCACUGGAGCCGUGUGGAUUGCAAUUCAGAGCAACAAGAGCAGCAAGCAAAAGUUUCUAGUCGCAGCCCAAAACGAAUCUUGAAAAUGGCAGAAGCUGCAAAAAAACCCAGUGGGUCAGCAACAGAAAAUCAUCGUACCCAACAAACACGGUGAAAAGCUUGUGGGAUUGUUACACGAAACCGGUUCCGCGGACCUCGUAAUCUUAUGUCAUGGAUUCCGAGACACCAAGGUUCGCUCCUCACUGAUUCCCUACCCCCUAACAACUAACUAUCUAACCCACUAAUGCUAUCGCUCUACUGAAAGAAAAGGAAUAGUACAUCGUUCGUGGAAAAUUGUAAUGCUUGGUUGGCAUCUUGGAAUCGUUGUGGGCAAAGUUCACAGCAUGUGUCUCUUGAUUUCCAGGAAAACUAUAUUAUGGUGAACCUUGCUGUUGCACUGGAAAAUGAAGGGAUCAGUUCCUUCCGUUUUGACUUUGCCGGAAAUGGGGAAAGUGAAGGCACCUUUCAGUUUGGUAACUAUCGGAGAGAGGCGGAUGACUUGCACUCUGUGGUCGAGUACUUCUCUGGGGCAAAACGUGCACCCAGUGCAAUUGUUGGACACAGUGAAGUAUUGCUGAAAAUUGUUACUACAGGAGGCGAUGCUGUGCUCCUGUAUGCUUCUACGUAUCAUGACAUUCGUACGGUUGUCAAUGUUUGUGGACGUUAUGAUCUGAAGAAGGGCAUCGAAGAAUGCUUGGGGAAAGACUUUAUGGAAGUAAUCAAGAAGGAAGGGUUCAUUGAUGUUAAGAAUAAGUCAGGAGAUGGUAAUUAUCGUGUGACCGAGGAGAGUAUGAUGGAUCGCCUAAGUACUGAUAUGCAUGAAUCAUGCCUUCAGAUUGACAAAGAAUGCCGGGUGGUGACAAUCCAUGGAACUGCCAACGAGGUCAUCCCUGUUGAAGAUGCAUUAGAGUUUGCCAAGAUAAUACCUAACCACAAAUUACAUCUUAUAGAAGGCGCUAAUCAUUCGUACACCUCGCAUCAAGCCGAGUUAGCAUCGCUCGUCGUGGACUUCAUCAAGGCAGCUCUGCAGCAGGACAAGGCUACUUCAAACUAGACACUGCCAAUCAGCAUAUAAAUUUCUCUCGUGUUGCACCCGUUGACGACUCAGCCGGGUGGAGUCCUUAUCUUGAAUUUUGAUGUAGCUUGGUACAUACAUGCUUUGCCACAAGUUUGUGCUUACUAAUCGAAAUCUCAUCUUGUCGAUGGUCAAUUGUGCGCGAA